AUGUACCGCUCUCUGCGCUGCAGCGCCAUCGCUCCUCCAGGUAUCAACCCAUCCCAUCUUGUUGUCACUUUGCGUCGAUGUCGCAGCCUCCCUUUUGCUCUUGCGCAUGUUGAUCAUCCAAGCGCUCUUACCCCGCUCGAUCUUGCCGGAUCACACAGAGAUGGCUGCACGUAUAUAAUAGAGGCAGCUGCUCGUUUGUGUCCAUUUGUAUUUCUUCACUUUCUCCUCUCGUCAAAUCAACCAUUCAAGUUCUUCCAUACUCCCGCUUUUUGCCCACUUGAACAAAGCACAGUCAACGACUCUCGAACACCCCCAAACAGUGAGUAUACCCUUGCCAUUGCAUCUGCGAUUCUUCCUAACAGCACUAGCUACCCAGAAACCCCCCCCACACAAACCACCAAUAUGCCUGUCCGCGUCCCCAGACUUCCUGCUGCCAAGCCCUCAGAGAUCUUCUGUAUGGGUGCGGCCGGUGUUGGCGUCCUAACUCCUCUAUAUCUUGUCAUGCCUGGUGCUGAGGAGCGUCUUUCCAAUCAGACAAACAAGUGGGCCCCACGAUGGGAGCGCAACCUCAGCUAUUUCAUCCCUCCCAUGGAGAAGGGCGUGCAGCGUAUCGAGCCUCCUGUGGCAAAGAUGAUUCAACGUGUCGAGGAUCGUCUUCCCCUUGAGAAGAUGGCAAAGUCUGUCGAUAAGGGCAUCCGAAGCGGCAUCGCUCGAUUCAACGGCGAGAACAAGCCCUAA
This is a messenger RNA of Fusarium sp. VM40, 738 nucleotides long. Lineage: Eukaryota; Fungi; Ascomycota; Sordariomycetes; Hypocreales; Nectriaceae. The record is from the annotation of a GenBank genome assembly.